AUGAACCAAGAAGAUGAUGAAACAGAAAUGGUCAAAUAUCGUGUUGACCAACUAUUUCCAGGUGGAGUACAAUCCGUACGUCCUAAUCCAAAGCAGAAAGAUAUUGUUUAUAUGCCAAUAUUUACGAUAACCGUCGUAGUCAUCCUAAUUAGUGUAUUUAUUAUUUCUCAAAUUGACAAAGGACGUUAUGGUAUAAAUAAGAAGGGUAGUUUGUAUGUGCCAUGUAUGAAGCCGGCUGGUCAUCAAACACGAACAUUGGUUAUUGUGUGUGAUUUGGCUGAAAAAUGUACUUACGAUGAAUUACUUAAAUCAAUGUGUUCACAUUUUCUUUAUCCUUAUCAACUCUAUCGAUUCAUCACCGCCAUGUUUCUUCAUAUGAAUCUACUUCAUUUUCUCGUUAAUACACUGAAUAUUAUUCUCUGUGGUAUUACUGUUGAACGAAAAUUUGGAUCCGUCAAAACUUUAAUCGUCUACUUUGUUUCAUCAUUUACUGCCAUGCUUAUGCACGCUGUGCUAUUUAAUCAGUCGCUUGGACUUGGAGCAUCGGGAGCCAGCUACGGUCUUCUUGUAGUAGUCAUAGUCGAUCGUCUUGGAACAUUAUCAAAGGCCAAUCGUCUUCGAAUUCUCAUUGAAAUUCUCUUCUAUUUCAGUGUACUCAAUAUUCCCUAUAUCGUGAUGAGUUUUUUCUAUCAAAUUAAUCACGAAGCUCAUGUGGCGAGUGCAUUAGUAGGAUUAUUAUUAGGCAUCGUGCUGUCUGAAUAUGCUGCUAUUUCUCGACAAUUAAGAUACGUUUCUAUAUUUCUUAUCGUAGUAAUUUUUACAGCACUUAUUAUUACGUUUUUUGCAACAAACGCACCACACUUGAAAUGGAUUGAAAAUGCGUUGUUAACCAAUGAAUCAUUAGUCAGUGUAGUAGAUUAA
This is a messenger RNA of Didymodactylos carnosus, 921 nucleotides long. Lineage: Eukaryota; Metazoa; Rotifera; Eurotatoria; Philodinida; Philodinidae. The record is from the annotation of a GenBank genome assembly.